Molecule: messenger RNA, 807 nt
Organism: Aspergillus melleus
Lineage: Eukaryota; Fungi; Ascomycota; Eurotiomycetes; Eurotiales; Aspergillaceae
Exons: 5
Coding region: 1-807 (268 amino acids)
Source: RefSeq, a predicted model, not a curated record
AUGGCUGUGAUUGCAGUCAUGGGGGCUGGCGUUUUUGCUGCUGCUGCGACAUUAACGAAGGCCAUUUUACUGAAAAAUCUACCCGCUCAUGCAGAUAUAACGUGGUCCUGGGCCCCGAUAACACUCUGGUACACAAUAGAAAUGUACGUCAUCAUAAUCUGCGCGACCCUUCCCACCCUCCGACAAUCCUACUUCGCCGUCCUCAACCGCUCCACGCACCAAUCCUCAUCCUACAACAAAUUCACCCAUUCCGGCAAAUCCGACCACAAGCAGCGAUCCCUACCACAGCCUCGUCGACCAGUCGACGCGUCGCUCUUCGAGACCCAUAUGACGAACUUCCAGGAGGAGCCGGGCCAUCAGCAUAGUUCGAGCCAGGAGAAUAUUUUGCCCGGCGAGGCGAUUGAUCUGAGUGCGAUUAAGAAGACGACGGAGGUGCAUGUGUAUCAGGAAAAGGACCAUCUCCUGGCUCUACGGGAAGACCCUGGAUACUUUGCAGAUGUUGUUAAUGAUUACAAGGAACAACUGCAAGAGAUCCUUCGAGAUACCAACGGAAAGCCUCAUGUGACUAUGGCACAAUAUCCACCGUCUGUGUUCUGGAACCGUGAUCUGCAGAAUGUUGUUACAGCAGCCUACUUCGCCAUUGAAAUCUGUGACAGUGUUCGCGGGGCGCUGUCGAACUUGCGUCAACUUCAAUCCAAAUAUGAGGGCCGCAUUUUUCCCGAAAAGGAUCUCCCGAAGGGACUGUAUGACAAAUUUGUCAAAGUUCGGUAUUCUCCAGAACAAUCUACCAUCGGACCUAUCAACUAA